CGCCAAUAAAUCCAAGAAGAAAAAGAAGAACUUCCGCUUUCCCGCUGAGACGGGAAAUAAACAAAACAAGCUGCAAGGAGGGAAGGAAGAACAGAGAACUGUAGCUGGGGACUGAUUCUUAUCAUGAUGACAGCGAAGAGGCUGGAGAGCUUUGAGGUGGUCUGUGAGUGGGCUUCCUGCAGCUUCAAGGGCCACAGCAUGGAGGAACUCAGCGACCACAUGGCUCUGCAUCUGAGGGAUUACCUGGGAGACAAGGAUGCCCUGGAGGAGCUGGAUGAGUUUGCCUGUCUGUGGAAUGGAUGUGACUUCCUUUCCAUGGGCAGCCCUACAGAGUUGGAGGUUCAUGCACAUUUCCACAACUACCACGGUAAACUCAGGUUCAUUGGGUCCCAGCUGCUGAAGACUCGCCCCGACCUCCCCAGCUGCAACCAGGGCAUGCACAGCCUUAAUCUAGUGCCAGAGGGCUCGGAUGGAUACAUUUGCCAAUGGGAGCAUUGUGAUAGCACAUUUAACAAUCCAGAGUGGUUCUACCGCCAUGUGGACAAUCAUGUAGAAAGUGCUGAGCAGCAAUCUCUUUCCCAACAGCAGGCUCUCUUCUGCAGCUGGGCAGGUUGUGACGCUUUCUUUAAGAUCAGGUACAGGCUGAGGGAGCACAUGCGGAGCCACACUCAGGAGCGUCUCGUGGCCUGUCCCACAUGUGGCAGCAUGUUCUCCAGCAACACUAAGCUGUUCGACCACCUCCAGAGGCAGGCAGAGCCCAUAGAGUCCCUGGUGUGUGAACAUUGUGGCAAAGCUUUUCCCAGUGAGAGACUCUUGAGGGAUCACAUUCGCCAGCACGUGAACCAGGUGAAAUGUCCCUUCUGCGACAUGACCUGCACCACUUUAGCAGCUCUGAAGAUCCACAUCAGGUUCCGCCACUGCGAUGAGCGGCCCUUUCCAUGUGACUUCUGCGACAAGAGGUUUAAAAACCAACGAGAUCUCCAGAAACACACCGAUGUUCACAACGAGGGUACAGUGUUUCACUGCACGGUGGAGGGUUGUGAUUAUUCCUGUUACACGCUUCAAACUAUGAACCACCACUUCAAGAGAGUUCACGAGGCUGGUGGGAUGUCCAAGUAUAAAUGUCACAUCUGCGAUAAAGUCUUCUCCUGGUGUUACACUCUCACGCUUCACCUCCGUAAGAAGCACGAACUGAAGUGGCCCUCUGGACAUUCACGCUUCAGAUACAGGAAGGAUGUAGACGGUUUCCUGAAAGUCAACAUGGUGCGCUUUGAGACUGUGGAGGUGACGAAGGAGAUCAUGAAGAACAUGGCCAAAAAGCCACAGAACCUCCGGCAGAGUCAGAGAUCCGGCAGCACUAAGAAGAAAGCUGCCGUCACCCCACAGAGCAGCCGGAGCUCGCCGGCAGGUUCUUCCUCACCCUCAUCCAACUCCUCUUCCUCCUGCUCUUCAGACCUCUCAGGAGGGGAGGAAGCUUCCUCCCAGCACAGCCCUGUAGGUGGAGACUCUCCCGUCUACUGCAUGAUGACGACAAUUCCUCACAUCGAGGACGAAGCCGGAGGACUGUCGCAGGACGGCUGUGACGGCGGCGGGACGUCAGGCGCGGUCCAGGCUCUGACGGAAGUUGCGAGGGGCCUGGGGAUGGACGUGGUGUAAAUCUCAGAAAUGUCCUGCAAUGUUUUGCUUUUAUUAUUGUGUGUCAGCAGAGCCAUGUCGGGACCAAAGUUUUAAUUCUCAGCAGAAGCUCCCUGCACUCUGUGCUUGUUAACUUAAAGUGAUCCUGUAGUUUUAAAAUUGCACUGCUAGCGCUAAGCAGCUUUCAUUGCGUUUUUUUCUCAUCGAAAGAUUUAAUUUUUUUAUAUCCUAGUGAAACGUCGUUCAAUUUUUAUUCUUUUAAAUAUAUUUAUAAAAAUGUAACCCUUCCUUGAAAAUUAUUUUAUUGUUUGCUCUAGUGUAUGGUGAAAUAUAUUCACAUAUUGGAUGAAUUUUUCAAGGUGAGAUCAUUAAAUAAAAGUAAAGUAAAAUCAGCCCUAAUGCCCUAAA
Molecule: messenger RNA, 2043 nt
Organism: Cyprinodon tularosa
Lineage: Eukaryota; Metazoa; Chordata; Actinopteri; Cyprinodontiformes; Cyprinodontidae
Exons: 10
Coding region: 124-1656 (510 amino acids)
Biological process (GO): regulation of transcription by RNA polymerase II; anatomical structure development
Molecular function (GO): DNA-binding transcription factor activity, RNA polymerase II-specific; RNA polymerase II cis-regulatory region sequence-specific DNA binding
Source: RefSeq, a predicted model, not a curated record